AUGGAAGUAUUGCAAGUAUACAAUAAGAUGAACUUAUAUUUAUUACUCAUAUUGCAAUUAUUUGCAGUAUUUGUCUAUUCAUAUUCUCCAAAUCCACGAUCUGGUCAUCUAUCAGCAUUUAUCAAUAAUAAAUUAUAUUUUAUUAGUGGCUCAACAACACUGGAUAGAACUGUUAUUUCAAAUGACUUCUUUUACAUUGAUUGCUCUAUGAGCUUUAAUGGUACAAUUGAUAGUAUACCUUAUACAAGUCUUUCAGAUUUGCCUGGAAUCCCAAGCAUUGAUGUAUCUGGUUCUUCUGUCAUUGGUCCUUAUAAUGAUAUAAUAUUAACUUUUGGUGGUAUAGGAAAAAAUAAUAGUUAUGGUUACCCGUUAAUAUACACUUAUGAUACAAAAAAUUAUACCUGGAAUUCUUUAACAACAAAUGGAAUUAAACCACCUAUAAGAAAAGGUGUUCGACCUACAUAUACUUCUGGAAGAUUAUAUGCAUUUGGAGGAUUUAAUUAUAUUAAUGGAACUUAUUAUAAUUCCAUCGAUCUGUUAGAUACUAUUGGUUUUAUUUGGUCAAAUAUUACCUUAUCAAAUGCUCCUUCUGGAAGGGAUGGUUACGUAUCUAAUUUAUUGCCAAAUGGUAAUAUCAUAUAUUUAGGUGGAUAUUUAUCUGGUCAAACUAUUGGUUUAGAUACUGCUUAUUUGUAUAAUACGAAUAAUAAUACAUGGAGAAAUAUGACUACACUAGGUGUAACUCCUGAAAGUCGUGGCCAUUUUACUUCUGUGUUAGGUUUAAAUAAAAAUCGAUUGAUUAUAUAUGGAGGAGAAAGUACAAAAGGUUAUAAUCAUGCUGCAACACCAACUUUAGUUGUAUUGGAUUUGAGUUCAGAACCUUUUACUUGGAUUUCUCAAAACGUGUCUGGUGAUUUUAUACCACCUCCUUUACUUCUUCAUACUGCAAAUGUUGUUAAUAAUUAUAUGAUUAUAGCAUAUGGUUUUAAUUAUCAAACUAAUUUAUUAAGCAGUGAUAUCUAUAUUCUUGACAUAAGUAAUGAUUCUGAAUAUACAUGGGUUAAUGAAUUUAAUCUAAAUCUAAAAAAUCCAUCAUUAAUUAGCUUUCCAACUUAUAAGAGUACAUGUACAGAUAACAAAGCUUAA
Molecule: messenger RNA, 1146 nt
Organism: Cetraspora pellucida
Lineage: Eukaryota; Fungi; Glomeromycota; Glomeromycetes; Diversisporales; Gigasporaceae
Source: the annotation of a GenBank genome assembly